Salvia hispanica is the source of this 2293-nucleotide messenger RNA. RefSeq names its product O-fucosyltransferase family protein. The record is from RefSeq and is a predicted model, not a curated record. NCBI's taxonomy places the organism in Eukaryota, Viridiplantae, Streptophyta, Magnoliopsida, Lamiales, Lamiaceae.
AUUGGGCUGUAUAUGUUUCCACACACAAUUCAAAGUUUUUUACAACUUUAAUUUUCACACACAACACACACUGCUACACCAUAGCCAGCACAGCAAGUGAUAGUUCAAGAUUUCGAGUUAAUCAGCAAAACCCAUUAAUCAAUUCCGUUUCUUUUCCGCCAUUGAUGCAAAAGAUCUGAGCUUUAAGCUCGAUGCCCCCGCGCCGAAGCAGGGAUUGGUAAAAAAAUCCAAUCUUUAUCCCUUUUUCCUCGAGCAAAUUGAGAAAGAUUCAAGAAUUAUGCAUGGGCUCAGCCGCCUGAGCAACGGCGCGAGCUCCCUAUCUCCGCCGUCGUCGCCGCGCCACCGCGGCGGCCGCGUGAAGAGCCCCAGCUCGUCCCCCGCCGCUGUCGGUGGCUACGGCGGCGGGGCGGGGAGCUUCCGCGGCGGGGGGAGAGGAGAGCUGAAGAAUGUGGUGGAGAGAUUUGGGUGUUUACUGAUUUCAGCAAUGUAUAGAAGGAGAGGAGUGCUUAUGUUUGCUCCCUUGCUUUACAUCUCUGGGAUUCUUAUGUAUAUGGGCACAAUGGGGUUUAAUGCUGUGGAUAGGAGCGGCGGGGAAGUUUCCGAUGCAGUCGGGCCGGGCUCGGUCUAUCGGAGCCCGCAGGUUUUCGAGAAGCUGUGGCCUUUCAUGGAGGCUGAGAGCAAUCGGAGCUCUAAUAUGUUAUUGAAUGUUUGGAAUCCGAAGCUGCGUCAAGGUUGGAAGCCUUGUAUUAAGCAGACCGUUUCUCAACCAGGCCUUUCAGAGUUGCCGCCGUCAAAUGGUUACCUAAUUAUUGAAGCAAAUGGGGGUCUAAACCAACAAAGAUUAUCGAUAUGUGAUGCGGUGGCAGUGGCAGGUUUAUUGAAUGCUACACUUGUCAUUCCCAUCUUUCAUUUAAAUAGCGUUUGGCGAGAUUCGAGCAAGUUUGGUGAUAUAUUUGACGAGGACUUCUUCAUAUACGCUCUUAGAAAUCACGUUAAUGUUAUUAGAGAGCUUCCAGAAGAUGUACUCCGCCAAUUCGAUAACAAUAUUAGCAACAUCGUAAAUUUGAGAGUAAAGGCAUGGUCAAGCCCUAAGUACUAUCUUGAAAGGGUUCUACCGAAGCUGGUUGAGUUAAAGGCUGUCCGCAUUGCGCCUUUCUCUAACAGAUUGGCUCAUGCAGUUCCUCCAUACAUCCAAGGACUUCGGUGCCUAUGCAAUUUUGAGGCACUCCGAUUUUCAGGACCCAUACGGAUGCUAGCCGCAAAGAUGGUCGAUCAGAUGGUUAAAACCAGUUCUAAAAGUGGAGGGAGAUAUGUGUCGGUGCAUCUUCGGUUCGAAGAGGAUAUGGUAGCUUUCUCGUGUUGCAAAUACGAUGGAGGCGAAGAAGAAAAGCACGACAUGGAUAUUGUUCGAGAGAGAAGUUGGAGAGGGAAAUUUCGAAGGAGAGGUAGAGUGAUAAGACCGGGUGCCAAUCGUGUCGAUGGAAAGUGUCCUUUAACGCCAUUAGAGGUCGGGAUGAUGCUAAGAGGCAUGGGAUUCGAUAACACGACAUCUCUAUAUGUCGCUGCUGGAAAAAUUUACAAAGUGGAAAAGCAUAUGGCUCCUCUAAAGCAGAUGUUUCCUGGUUUGGAGACGAAGGAUACACUGGCCUCCCCCGAAGAACUUGCUCCUUUCGUGGGUCAUUCGUCGAGAUUGGCAGCUCUGGACUACACGGUUUGCCUCCAUAGUGAGGUAUUCGUCACAACUCAGGGUGGUAAUUUUCCGCAUUUCUUGGUCGGGCACAGACGCUACUUCUAUGAAGGACAUGCAAAGACGAUUAAACCGGAUAAGAGAAAGUUAGCUCAACUGUUUGAUAGCCCUAACAUCAGAUGGCAAGAUUUCCGGCACCAGUUGCACGAUAUGCUUCGCCACAAUGAUGUGAAGGGGAGCGAGGUGAGGAAGCCGAGCAGCUCCCUCUACAUGCACCCGAUGCCAGAUUGCAUGUGUCGGAGAUCCGAAAACAGCAACGCAACGAGGUCUGCUUAGUCGAGCACGCGCACAUAAAUUCCCACAUAAAUGCAACACUUGAUAUAGUAUACUAACAUUUGAUAAUAGAGCAUCAUUCAUCACUAAUAUAUGUAUGUAUAUCUAUUCUUUACCUUGAAACGGCUCAUGUGAUUUGAAAUACUAUGCUGUUUGUGCUAUUACUGUUAUAAUUAGUUUUGUAAUAGAGCAUUUUGUAAUACAAGUACUAAUUCUUUGUAGAGAAAUGUUGUCCAACUGUAAAUGGCUCCAAUCUUGAAUGGAUUUCUCUAA